Messenger RNA from Amoebophrya sp. A25, 364 nucleotides. NCBI's taxonomy places the organism in Eukaryota, Dinophyceae, Syndiniales, Amoebophryaceae. The record is from the annotation of a GenBank genome assembly.
CAGACCGACAGCAGCAUUACGCACCUGGACCUAGGACAGCUUUCUUGCAUGGAGGCUCGAAUAGGACAACCGAUGAAGUAGCGUUCUCGUCUACUGAGAAAAAGCAGCAUCCGAAACCGGCUGUAGCACCUGGAAGCGUUUCUUCGGCAAAUCAUCUGGCAAGUCGCAGUAUAGAUCCAUUGGGACAAUUCGUGCAGUCGAUAAAGUUAUGGUUUUUUGCUAGUAGAACUCAUUAGGCUAUUAGUACUAAAAAGCCCCAUAAAAAAUGUUCUAAGGCAAAGCGGAAUUGCGACUUUUGUGCAUAGCGAAGCGGUGCAACAGAUCGUGCAAGAGGUGAGAAGCUCCCCUGACGAUUACGAGGAAU